Molecule: messenger RNA, 3316 nt
Organism: Pimephales promelas (fathead minnow)
Lineage: Eukaryota; Metazoa; Chordata; Actinopteri; Cypriniformes; Leuciscidae
Gene: rnf41
Product: ring finger protein 41
Biological process (GO): protein ubiquitination; regulation of canonical NF-kappaB signal transduction
Cellular component (GO): plasma membrane signaling receptor complex
Molecular function (GO): zinc ion binding; ubiquitin protein ligase activity
Source: RefSeq, a predicted model, not a curated record
GGAGGAGAUCACACGACGCGAAGGCAUUGAUCAACUUGGUUUAUCUCAUGACUGUGAUGCGCAGCAGCAGAUUCAGACUUCAUCCGCUCUGCUCAGGAAGAGAAAUCAGCCAUCUCUCAAAUCACUACAAAUAUCAGUCUCUACAUCCAGAAAACACAUUAAAAGCCUCAGAGGAAUACCGCGAUCUACGGAAACAGAGACAAAGUGGAAGGAAAAAGCAUCUCGAUAAGCUUAAAUGACGACUUCUAUUGGAUACAAAACCUCUUGAAAUAGGGAAUGGACUAAUUGAUGAUGGGGGAUGGUCGCUCUUGCAUCGUAAGGAAAGUCGCCUUGCCCACCUGACACAUGAGGACCGCUCAUUGUACAGGGAUCAUGAGGGCUGUGCUUUAGUGAGAUAUCAAAGGGUUCCGGUAAUGUGCCAUGGGGUACGACAUCACCAGGUUCCAAGGAGAGGUGGACGAGGAUCUGUUGUGUCCCAUCUGCAGCGGGGUGCUAGAGGAGCCAGUGCAGGCCCCUCACUGUGAGCAUGCCUUCUGUAAUGCCUGCAUCACACAGUGGUUUGCACAGCAGCAGAUCUGCCCCGUGGACCGCACCGUUGUGACCCUUGCCCACCUUCGACCCGUCCCCCGCAUCAUGCGUAACAUGCUCUCCAAGCUCCAGAUGUCCUGUGAUAACGCUGGCUUCGGCUGCACGGCCACCCUUCGGCUCGACCAGCUGCAGUCACACCUCAAGGACUGCGAGCACAACCCCAAACGACCCGUCACGUGCGAGGAAGGUUGUGGGCUAGAAAUGCCCAAAGAUGAGAUGCCAAAUCACAACUGUAUUAAGCAUCUACGCAGUGUGGUGCAGCAACAACAGACCAAGAUUGCAGAUCUGGAGAAGACUGCCGCUGAGCAUAAGCACCAACUUGCAGAACAGAAACGCGACAUCCAGCUCCUGAAAGCUUACAUGCGAGCAAUACGGAGCGCUAACCCUAACCUACAGAACCUGGAGGAGAGCAUAGAGUACAAUGAGAUCCUGGAAUGGGUGAACUCUCUGCAGCCCGCUCGCGUGACCCGUUGGGGAGGAAUGAUCUCCACACCAGACGCCGUCCUCCAGGCCGUCAUCAAACGGUCGCUCAUAGACAGUGGAUGUCCUUUGUCGAUUGUUAAUGACCUCAUCGAGAACGCCCACGAGCGCAACUGGCCCCAAGGCUUGGCCACGCUGGAGACGCGGCAGAUGAACCGUCGAUAUUACGAAAACUAUGUGGCCAAGCGCAUUCCGGGUAAGCAGGCCGUGGUGGUGAUGGCCUGUGAGAACCAGCACAUGGGUGAAGAUAUGAUUCUGGAACCAGGUUUGGUUAUGAUCUUCGCUCAUGGUGUGGAGGAGAUCUUAUAGUCUGUAUAUAGGUGGGCGCAAAUGAUGAAAAGCAGGAAGGGGUUUACAAAAACUGACUUACCACCCCCCACCCCCAAUCUAAAAGAUUCUUAAUUCAUCCCACUAAAAAUAUCAAGACCUCUUCGGCAGUCUUUACCUCAAAUUCUCUGGAAGGAGGAAGGCAGAGAAGGCUCUCCACUCGUUUGAUGACCUCCAGCAUUCCUAUUCUCUUUGCCUUAAAAGGACAUUUUUUUCAAAAAGUGGACCCUAAUGACGCAUACCAACUUGAAACAUUAUCAGGGAUGAUGGUACACACAUGUUUUAACAUUUAACAUUGAAAUCGAAAGGAUUUGAAGUGAUGUCUAAUUUCCCCUUUAACAUUUAUUUCUCUUGAGAGCAAGUACAUGUCAAUCACAGCUUUCAACCGUGUAAAAGACCAGUUAAGAUUCUUGUAAAUACAGAUGAUUAAGAAAUAUAGACAAAUAUGCUAUCUGUUCUUGUUCUAAUAGAGUAGUUGACAUUUUUGCUGUCUUCAUCUCAGUUUGCUAUUUACAGUAGUGUGUUUUAGCUACCAUUGAUCUCAAUGUUUUUUUUUUUUUUUUUAAAGAGAGCUAUGAUUAAAGUAUGCUAGAUAAAGAGCUAACUCUUCUCUGUGUUAACUUUGCACUCUAUGACGAUUGGAAAAACAAGAUGUCAUGAAUUUUGUUUUGUGAAGAUUUGUCCUUCUUGAGCGCAAAGAGUGAAGAAGGAUUUGUAUGAUGUAAAUCAACAACCGGUUAGAUAACUUUUAUUUCACACUGCUCUGUGGGUUUUUAUUAUGUGCAUCCAAAAACUCUAAAUUUUCAAAUAUUUUUUUUUUUCCAGAAACUAUUUUUUAUGCUUUUUGUUAUUUUCUACUGGCAUCUUUCUCACUAUUAAUAAUCGGAAUUAGACAUAAGACUGACUGGUUGACCUCAAAGGUUUCUUCUAGGUGAUUUAGCGAAAACAUAAAUGGUGGAUGAAAUGUAUAUGAAGUAUACAAACAUUUUGAAAAAUGACCAACCUACAGCUGAUGUAAAACCAUUAUGUCUGCAGAUGCUCAACCAUAUCUGGAGUGUUUUUAAUCCAUCAUUUGCCACAGCACCUCUUGACACAUUUUAAAGAAUUACAAGAUACGACGGUGGUAUGUUUGUGUAUAUUGUGCAAUUGGUUUAAGAAUUUAUUUUGCAUAUUUUACGUACCUUCAUUGUACAUAGUUGAUUUAAUCCUUUAAUUAAUUUGUGUUGUACGACCGUUGUCUUUGCAACCAAAGUGUUCUAUUGUGUUGAAUGCACAUCGUGCUUGCUUUUUUGUCGUUGAUGUUAUUGCUCGAACACCGAAAAAGGACGUUCAGCGAUUCUGAAAUGUAUCUUUGAAGCUAUUGUGUGUCAUCUGCUUCAGUGUUACAUAGACCUGAAUGCUCAGUGCGUUGUUUACAGUAGCUUUUUUUCCGCAAAUGUUGUUUAAUAAUAGCUGAAAACUAAGGACCCAGAAUGUUUUAACUGCAAUAUUCAGCCGGGUCUAUGUGAAUUAGAGAGAAAUGUAUGUGAACUGCCUUAUCACACUUCAUUCGACACUUUACUGCAUGUUUGCUGUAUAAUGUGUCACAUGGCUUCACAGUUAAACAACCCAGUGGAUUUCACUUCAUGGAUCUGAUCACCUUAUGCUAGAAAGUGUCGUUCAUUAGACACCGGUUCACUUCUUCUUGUGCUCAGUUUAAUGAGGCCGAUUCGUCAUCUCUUAUUGGACACGUAAGACUUUCUUGACUCUCAGGAUUUAUCAUCUGACGUCAGGGAUGAAACGUUCAAAGAGCUCAUGUUUCCCGCUGCAGCAUUGUCCGUGGAUGUGGCAGUCUUCUGUUUGUUUUUGUCUUUCAUUCUUGCUUUUGUGCUGUGGGUUACUGAAAGAAUAUGAAUAAAUAUCAUUUGAUUUUGCAAUAUGA